GUGUUGCUCCAAGAGCAAAGAUGAAUGAGCAACGUAAAAGGCGAUUCGAAAAUGCUAAUGCAAAUGAUAAAUUUGAUAGAAGCUCUGUGACUCCAGAUCUUUCAGAGCAUAUUAAAGAAUUUAUUUCUAAUAAAGUUCAGACUGAUGGUGAUUGGGGAACCAAAAAAAUUAUAUUCUCUGGUCAUGACGUGCCAGGUGAAGGAGAGUAUAAAAUAUUAGAGUUUAUUCGUCAUUCUGAAUUAGAUAGUUUAAAGCAUUUGAUAUUCGGAAAGGAUUCAGAUAUAAUUUUAUUGGGACUUUUACAAUAUAAAAAAAAUAUUAAAGUAAUUUGUACUGACAAAAUCACGUCAAAACCAAAAGAGUUUGAAAUAAAAGCAUUGCCAAUUUUACGUGAAGAGUUGGAAAAAGAAUUUAAGAAACUUUGGGAUGUUAAUCCUCGACCACCUUUUAAAUUUAAUAUUGGAAGCAUAAUAAAAGAUUUUGUAUUAUUGACAUUUUUUGUUGGUAAUGAUUUCAUAACGGGAUUGCACAAUUUUAAUAUUAAAUAUAAAGGGCUUGAUCUGGCCAUUCGUAUUUAUAAAGAAGUGUUAAAAGAUUGUGAUAGUUACAUUAAUAAUGAGGGAAUAUUGAAUAUAAAAGUUCUUGAAAAGAUUUUUGCGAAAUUAAGCAUUAUUGAAAAAUAUGAACAUAAUGGAAAUUAUUUUGAAUUAUAUAAAAAAAUUCAAGAAAAAUCUACUAAAGUAACAAAAAAGAAUGAAACUGAAUUUCAGAAAUGGAAAAGUAAUUAUUAUCAGAAUCAUGAUCGAGAAAAUUCAAAAGCAGAGCAAAACCAAUAUAAAGUAUGA
Messenger RNA from Racocetra fulgida, 845 nucleotides. The record is from the annotation of a GenBank genome assembly. Lineage: Eukaryota; Fungi; Glomeromycota; Glomeromycetes; Diversisporales; Gigasporaceae.